CUGGCUGUAUAAGUAACACAUUGACUUACCAGUGGCAUAUAGGUCUUCUGAAAGAGUACAGAGCAGUCCUGAAUUGCACUGGAGUCUGAGCCAGGUAAGGUUUCACAUUCAAGUUGGAAGCAUGAAGAUAAAGUGCAUUGCUCUGCUCUCCGUCCUGCUCCUGGUCUCACAGCUGCUCUGGGUGAAUUGUGAAAAACAAGAGAGAGAUGGUAAAGGAGAAUGGAAACAGCUUGGCUCUCCUGACAAGAGAGAGAGAGGCCAGAAAGCUAAAGGAGGAAAAAACCUCCCUCGGGGCAGGUUUUCCACUCAAGAGAAUGUCCCCUGUACUUGGGCAGUGACUGAGAAGGAGAAUGUCACCUUGAAAGUUCAAUGUAAAGGACAGGAAACCCAAUUUGAGUGUACCUUUGCAGGAAAUCCUUCCUCCUGCCCCCAUUUUGCAGGCAAUGAGAAGGCCUACUGGAAACAGAUUGGCCGUGCCCUGCGGAAACAAAAGAACCUUUGUGCGGACCCAAAGAGUGUCCUCAAGUCCCGAGUGUGCAAGAAUGGUGCCAAGGAAGCCCAUCUCAAAAUGAUGGACUCCACCAUUAAGAACAGGAGCCAGGACAAGAAGGGGAGAAAGGAUCCCCAAAUAUCAGCUUCCACUGUCAGACCAGCUGCUCCGACUAUCCAGCCAACUGGUCAGCAAGCAACUACUCAGAAGUGCGUGGAGGACGUUGAUGUGAUCAACCAGAGGAAGAUGGCAGAAGAGUUCUGUGGAGAUUCCUGGAGCUCAUUAUGCACCUUUCUGCUCACUAUGCUACAGGACAAAAAGUGCUAGUGAACUCUAAGGAGACUCAGGCCCAUUUUCAGUCCCUGCCCUGAAUUGGAGCCUCUCUCUCUCUCUCUCUUCAUGUGCUGCAGAAAUUCAUUCAUGCUUCCCUCUAUGGCAUGAACUUCCAUAGUGCCAGAAGGGAGGAAAGUACAGCUAUGUAUUUAAAUGUGUUUUGUAAUUUUUUUCUUGUUUUAUAUUUUGAAAUUUAUACUUCAUUAGAUUUUAUUUUCAUAGAGGCUGCUAACAGUUACCAGCAGAUGUCACAAAGGCUGUAAAGAGGUCUUGUGUGUAUACAAAUAAAUAUAUAUGCACAUACAUGUAGGUGCAUAUAUAUGCAUAUA
Vombatus ursinus (common wombat) is the source of this 1152-nucleotide messenger RNA. RefSeq names its product fibroblast growth factor binding protein 1 (gene FGFBP1). Gene Ontology annotation, biological process: cell-cell signaling. NCBI's taxonomy places the organism in Eukaryota, Metazoa, Chordata, Mammalia, Diprotodontia, Vombatidae. The record is from RefSeq and is a predicted model, not a curated record. The coding region runs from base 122 to 817 and encodes 231 amino acids. Gene Ontology annotation, molecular function: growth factor binding. The transcript has 2 exons.